AUGUCCAAACUGUUUGGUUGUAAUCCUGAGGGAUUUAACAGUGGAGGAGUGAUCGAUGGUCCAGGAGUUGAUUCCCUGGGUGCGACGGGCAGGUGGGGAGCCGUGCUGGCCGACUCCGAUUCAUUUUCCAAGAAACGAAUGAACUGUUCAGCAAGCGAAGCGCCACUACUUUGCCGCUUUUUGCUUGAACUCUUCCCGCUGACUGCGUUGCGAACCUAA
This is a messenger RNA of Strongylus vulgaris, 219 nucleotides long. Lineage: Eukaryota; Metazoa; Nematoda; Chromadorea; Rhabditida; Strongylidae. The record is from the annotation of a GenBank genome assembly.